AUGGCGGCGGUCGUGGUUGUGGGUGUGGUGAAGGCUAAGACAACACCAGCAAUGGCUUCUUCAGCUCUUUUACAACUUUACUCUCUUUUACUUCUUUUUCCUCUCUUUCCAGUUGUUUUUGCCAUCAACAAAUCUAACUGUAAUGUUGAAUUGGGCAAAAAUUUGUCAGUAGGAAAUGACAUUAAUUGGCCUUCACAAUCUAGUGAUUUUGCCUUUGGAUUUCAACGAGUCGAAAAAUCUAACGAUGGAAAUAUGUUGUUCCUGCUAGCCAUAUGGUUCGACAAAAUACCAAAUAAGACUAUAGUUUGGUCAGCUAAUGAUGGUGUUCCAACAAGGGAAGGAUCAAUAGUUAAACUGACCAAAGAUGGGGGGCUUCAACUCUUUGACCCCGAAGACAACGUCAUAUGGAACGCUACAACCAACGUUGCAGGAUCGAAAUCCAAUUGUGCUGCUAUGCUUGAUACGGGGAACUUUGUAGUUCUAAACGAAGAUUCUAUUAUAUGGGAGAGUUUCCAAGACCAACGUGACACAAUCUUGCCAGGACAAAAAUUGGCCAACGAAGGGAAGCUUUGGUCUCGCUUGUCAGAGACAAAUUACACUGAUGGACGAUUCCUGCUUCAUAUGCAGGGCGAUGGCAAUCUUGUGAUGUACACUGUAUCGAUGCCAACCGGAGACAAGAACGGGGCUUAUUGGGCUAGUGGAACUUUGCAAGCUAAUUCCAAAGCUCAAUUGAUCUUUUGCUGA
Molecule: messenger RNA, 744 nt
Organism: Camellia sinensis
Lineage: Eukaryota; Viridiplantae; Streptophyta; Magnoliopsida; Ericales; Theaceae
Source: RefSeq, a predicted model, not a curated record